Molecule: messenger RNA, 1917 nt
Organism: Halichondria panicea
Lineage: Eukaryota; Metazoa; Porifera; Demospongiae; Suberitida; Halichondriidae
Product: synembryn-A-like
Exons: 13
Coding region: 84-1808 (574 amino acids)
Biological process (GO): G protein-coupled receptor signaling pathway
Cellular component (GO): cytoplasm
Molecular function (GO): guanyl-nucleotide exchange factor activity; G-protein alpha-subunit binding
Source: RefSeq, a predicted model, not a curated record
UUAAUUUGUGGCAUCGGAGAUACACAGGAUGGGCGUGGCCCACAUCUAAUUAGCUAAUCACACUAUAAAUGUACGUGUAGACGAUGGAGACGGUCACUAAGAUCAUCCAGGCUGGAGACGGUGCGGCAGUGCUGACAGCUCUACAGCAGUUCACGGAGGAGAACAAGACCAACUUCCAGCUUGGAGAGAGUACAGACAUCAGAAAGUCCUUCUGCAGUGCUGUACUGCGCCUGCUACAAGAGGAGGGGAUAUGGUCACCAAGGAUACUCUCAUUAGCACUGAAUGCCCUCAGGGUAUUUGCCCGGGAGCAUCAAGGUGUGGAGGGGCUCAUCAGUCGGGAUGGGUUGCUUGUGAUAGCACAGCUCGCUGGGCUGAGUACUCAUGGCUCAGAGGAGGACAUACCUGCAGACAGACUGGAAGUGAUAGUUGAGGCGACCAAAGUACUGUGUAACAUUGUACUCAAUCAUCGCUACCUGGCCCCCCUCACGGCGGACAUUGGCUGUCUGACUGGCCUCUCAUCCAGACUCUCCCUGGCAGCCACCUUGCAGCCACCACAUGACCUCCUCUUCUUUGACCUCAGACUCUUGUUCCUCAUCACGGCUUGUGGGCCAGCUGAGAGGGUAGCGUUCAGAGACUGCUGUAAUGGAAUUCCUAUUCUAGUCAAUCUUGUUGAUGCUACUUUGUUCGGACCGUCACCGAAAGAGGGUAUGGUUUCUGUUCAAGCCACACCCAUCUGUGAGGAUGAGCCGAAACCGAAGGUGUCACCAUGUAACCUAACAAGAGAGGGUGUUGCUUGUUUGACCACGCCCAUCUCAGUGCGUCAGUGCAGUGUGUUGUGUGAGGCCCUCAAGAUCCUGUUCAACCAAACUCUCAACUGGAAGGACGAGUAUGAUGAGGAUGAGCUGUGCCUGUGGCGACGCCUCUCUCAGUUGGUACGGAUCCUCCUUAUCUCUCUCCCCCCACACAGAGACAAGACUACCACAGACACCAUCAGUCACUGUGCUGAGCUUCUGGUCAACACUCCAGAGCAGUGUGCUGUGUCGUUCUUGUUCCCCGGGGAUGUUCAAGUGAUGCCCACAUUACGACCUCUGUACCCUGACCUUUACGACUGUGAUGGCCUGUACGCUAGCAACCUUGACUGUGUGUGUGAUGACUGGAACAUGUGUGCAGUGUUGUCACUCAUCAACUACCUUCACUGGCAACUGGGUUGUGACUCAGAGCGUUCCCGUCUCUCCCCAGCACUGACUGCCCUCAGGGUGUUGGCUAAGGGUCACCGCAGCAUACGACGCUACCUCAGGUCCAUUAUUCUGCCCACAUUGAAGGAGAUCACACAGCGACCAGAUGAGGGGAACUCCCUCAAGAGCAUGAUAGUAUGUCUGAUGACGGCGGGGUCAAUGGGCGCAGAGGAAGUAACAGCUGACCUGCUCUUUGUGCUGUGUAAAGAGAACGUAUCUCGUCUGGUGAAACACACUGGUUUCGGGAAUGCUGCUGGUCUACUCAUGUCUCGUGGAUUGUUAGGGGGAGGGCGUUGUGAAGGGGAGGAGCAGUACUCGUCAGACAGUGAAAGCUCUGACACAGAGGAGUAUCAGAGAUCACGUGACAAACUGGACCCAGUAACUGCGGGGCCAGGUGACAUUGAGGAUAGCCCCUCCCCCUUGGAUCACAUGACUGAAGAGGAGAAGGAGAUUGAGGCAGAGAAACUGGCAGAGCUGUUCGACAAACUGAACAGACACGGUGUGAUCAAGGUGAUGCCAGUGGGUAAAGAUGGGAAGCCAGUUUUAGACCAGGAUAAGUCAGAAGAAGAUUGAUGAUAGAGCCUCCUCAGAGUUCAAUACGUAUAUAGGUUUUCAAUUUUUGAUGCACACUUUUAAUUACGAGUUUGUAACCCAUCAAUAAUAUGUUGUUGCACACAACCAA